AAAGUCUCGCGUGGGCUUGGGAAAGCGAACGGUUUGUCAAGCCGUAACGUUAACUCUACCACAGCUUCCUCACUGACAGCUGAUUAGAUUUACAACAGGCGGUCAGUGUGAGAUGUUCACACACUUUUCUUCUUUUAGGGACUGUGUGACAAAUCAGAAGAAUGUGUUUUUGUCAAUGGGUGUGAGUCGGCUUGAUGUUCUGUAUAGAAGGCUUCUCCUCACCAAACUCUUCAUUCAAGGAUGGGGAAAGCCAGAAGACCUGAAAAGAAUAUUUGCAUUCCGGAAGAUUAUUGGCAACAGGGAGAAAUGCAAGGAUCUGGUACAAAGAGACUACCCAGUGUUUAUUGACAAGGUAGAAGAUCACACAGAUUGCAAAAUUCACAACGGUCAUUUCAUAUCGCCGCUGGAGCACUUUGUCCCGGGCAUCUUGCCAGCUGAGUCCGUCAAAGCCCGGUUCCAAUUUAUUGUACCUAAGAAAUGGAAAAGGCACAGACCAGUCUGUAUUCACCUGGCUGGAACAGGAGACCAUUUUUUUUGGAGAAGACGAACGCUAAUGGCCAGACCAAUGGUUAAAGAAUCAGGCAUUGCAUCUCUACUGUUGGAGAAUCCUUAUUACGGAUACAGAAAACCUAAAGACCAGCUCCGCUCCAGUCUGAAGAACGUCUCCGAUCUGUUUGUGAUGGGUGGAGCGCUGAUCCUGGAGUCCGCUACACUGUUACACUGGCUGGAGCGAGAGGGCUUCUGGCCCCUGGGAAUGACCGGUAUUUCCAUGGGUGGACAUAUGGCGUCAUUAGCUGUAACAAACUGGCCCAAACCAAUCCCACUCAUACCUUGUUUAUCCUGGACGACUGCUUCAAGUGUUUUUACCACAGGUGUUUUAAGUCGAGCUGUGAAUUGGAGAGAACUGGAAAAGCAGUAUUGCGCACACCCAGUCUAUGAGGAAGAAAUCAUCAAUAUGUUGGAGUAUUGUGGAACGGACUCAUUCCGGAUGGGCCAGGAAUUCGUAAAAAAUGCCCCAGGCAGCUUUGACAGUCUCUCUGACCUGGAUCUCACCCAUGACCUUCUUGACCUCCACUCACCAGAAAGGGACCACCAGAUGGGGCUGCACUCCACUUGUUCUCAGUCUGGGACUGGAGGUCACUCCUCGGACUCAGCCCUGCUGAUGGGCCAAAGAGAGAGAGACGGGCUGGAUCAGAUGCUGUCCGCUGUGAGCAGCAGCGGUCCUCAUUUGGACAUGCUACACGCUAAAAACAUCAGCUGCGGAGCCGCUCAACGGCAUUCGCUGCAGCUGGAGUCCCUGUGCUUCAUGAAGGGCGUUAUGGACGAAUGCACACACAUCGCCAACUUUUCAGUGCCUGUAGAUCCCAGUCUGAUCAUUGUAGUCCAGGCAAAAGAAGACGCAUAUGUUCCACGCACCGGAGUUCGCAGUUUACAGGAAAUCUGGCCUGGCUGUGAGGUCCGCUACCUCAAUGGCGGCCACAUCAGUGCCUACCUCUUCAAACAAGGACUGUUUCGGCAAGCAAUUUACGACGCCUACGACCGGUUUCUUCAGAAGUAUUCCGGCCUAUAGCCACAGAUUUAUUUUUGGUACUCGGUACUGACAAGAAUGGUUGGAUUUUGAAAGUAUGAUGUGGAGAUGUCGAUCAUGAGUAUGACUGUGACUCUUGCAGAAGAUUGUGUUAUUGGAACUAAACCUGGUGCUACCAAAGGACGUCAGUGUGAUACACCUCAUAACUUACAUACGCUCAACCCAUACAGAACCUUGUCUUCCUGACCUCAUUGCCUUUAAUCGUAUGCAUCAUCGUGACUAAAACACAUUUCACUAAACGAAAUGAAGAUGUGCCUCCAAACCAUAAUCCACUUACAUAUAAAGGUGUCUUUAAACCUCUUCAUGUCGCGGAUCUCUGAAAAAUACAGUAUUUUGGAUUGUUGGGCGAAUAAAUGAAUUUGAUACGAAUGCGAUAUUUUUGUUUUGCCAACUGAAUUUUCUAAUUAUAGUCUAAUUUUAUAAAGUAAUGCAUUAGAAAAAGGGCAAGGGCACUUUUUAAUCUUGCAUAUGUAUCUCAUUACAAAAAAAGUAAAAAUUGAGUUCAUCAAGUCAAUAUAUAUUUCCAGUUUUUAAACGGGUCUUUAGCAACGACUAGUGCUCAUGAGACAGAACUCAGGUCCUGAUGGCCAAAAAAAAUAUGACCACAAUUCAAAAUAUACAUUUUUCUCUGAACUCCUGCGUGGUUUUCAAUCCCUUAAAUCCUAAUCACUGCCAAUUGCUACGGUAACAGCUAACAAUCAUAAGGUUUCAAUGGACUGAAAUGUUUUAUGUAUUACUGCUGGCACUUUAUCUGACCUAUCCUGUUCAAUAUUCACUGUAUUCAUCAUGAGCCAUCCGUUUGUUUCUCCACUCUAAAAAUAAAAAGACAAACCACA
Molecule: messenger RNA, 2424 nt
Organism: Puntigrus tetrazona (Sumatra barb)
Lineage: Eukaryota; Metazoa; Chordata; Actinopteri; Cypriniformes; Cyprinidae
Gene: abhd18
Product: abhydrolase domain containing 18
Exons: 13
Coding region: 113-1570 (485 amino acids)
Source: RefSeq, a predicted model, not a curated record